This is a messenger RNA of Cyclopterus lumpus (lumpfish), 1754 nucleotides long. RefSeq names its product stathmin domain containing 1 (gene stmnd1). Gene Ontology annotation, cellular component: neuron projection; cytoplasm. Gene Ontology annotation, biological process: neuron projection development; microtubule depolymerization; regulation of microtubule polymerization or depolymerization. Gene Ontology annotation, molecular function: tubulin binding. Bases 205 to 1185 code for a protein of 326 amino acids. The record is from RefSeq and is a predicted model, not a curated record. NCBI's taxonomy places the organism in Eukaryota, Metazoa, Chordata, Actinopteri, Perciformes, Cyclopteridae. The transcript has 5 exons.
GGGUCUGAUUUAUUGUAGCAACGGCCCCUUAGCAACGCGCUGGCUCCAUGGAGAGAGUGUGUGUGUGUGUGUGUGUGUGUGUGUGUGUGUGUGUGUGAAGGAAUGUGAGGCCACACGGGUCAACAUACACCGACAAAACGCGUAGAACUGUAACUAAAAACGGACAUUUAUGUAUUUUAUGGACAUCGUCGCUUUGAGGUGAACAUGGGAUGCUGCAGCUCCUUGAACACGGCGGUCCGCCCGAUGAGACCGGAAGAGAAAGGAGACGAGGAUGAAGCAGGAAGUAAAGUGGAAGGUCGUGGAGACUCGGCUGUGUCAAAGGGCACCACAGACAGCGGGGUGGUGAUGGACAACAGGGACCCCCCUGUGCUACCUGGAGUGGUGCCCAGGAAACUCCCUCCUCUAACAUCUGAGUGUGUUAAAGAAAGCACUGCGCACAUAAUUACACUAGAUGGAACUCUCCAGCAGGUGAGCACACUGCAGGAGCAACCAACGUCCAGUGAGAUCCUGGAGGAGCUGCUGAACCAAGGCAUUAUACCGGUGGGACAGACCAGAGAGGGAAGCAUCAAGGCUGGAGAGUCCUACAGCAUCAUGCUGGAUGACAGGGAGGGGGUCAGGCGAAAGCCUCCCGUCAGACUGGAGUCCCUGAGGGCCAAGAAGGCGCAGAAGGUCCCCUGCAUAGAAGACAUUGAGGAGAAGAUACGACUUGCUAAGGAGAGACGCAAGUCGAGGGAAGACAAGCUCAAGAUGCGAUUGAGGAUCAAGUCGGCCCGUGUUCGGGGCCCCGCUCCCACCUCCAGGGCAGAGGAGGACAAAGACACAGCCCUCACUCCCGUGGAGCCGCUACAGUUACCUCCCACCCCGAACCCCUUCGUUCCACUGCCCCACAGCCACAUAACACGCGAGAAGGCCGAGGGCGGAGAGUGGGUGAGUGAGGUGGGAGGAGAAAGCAGAGAGGAAAUGGGUAAAACAGAUAAGGGAGAAGGGAGGAGAGUAAAAGGAGGAGAAAGGGGAGAUAACAGAGGGCAAGGUGCAGAGAAGGUUAGUGAGGAUGGUGAUGGGAAAGGGGAGGAGGAGUUGACCCAGGAGGAGGAGCUUAUGGAGGAUAAUCUCCUCACAGACUCUGAGGAGCUGGAGAGCGAUUCUAGCUUAGAAAAUGCAGAAGACAAAGAGGAGAAGUUUUAAUUCAUUACAAAAAUGAGCCAUGAAUCCGCACUAAGAGAGAUACAAAAAAAAAGAGGAGCCAAAAAAGAAAUCUUUUUGCUCAGACGAAAAUGUGUACAGUAUAUUGUAUUAGAAGAAAUUAACUUGAAUUAAACUAGGCUAAUGUGGACGUGAAUUGUUUGUGUUUUCAUGAAAACGUAUAGGGAAGUGUAUUGUAGCUCAGUAAUAAGCACACAGGAAUAUGAGGGUUUUCUUUCCAAAUUAAAAUAAUUUUCCUCAUUGAAGGCUUCAAUAAAAAUGACCAAGACUUCUUGCCAACGUAUAAAAUAAAUAUAAAUUAUAUUUUAGUUUGACAUUUAAUUGUAAAUGAAUACUGUUGAGUCCCUUUUUGCAUGUGAAGGUUGUACCUGUUCUGUUGGACAUAAGAUGGCGCUGUUUCAGUGGGUUAAAGUCGGAUCGCAGCUCCCUGAAGUCAGUGCACCUCAUCUAUAAAAUUAUGUAUCAGUAGGAGGUUUUGGCAACAUGUGGAGUAAAGAUGUGUAAAGUGAAGUUGUUAUUGAUCAAUAAAGUGUUAUGUAUUCGAUGUUUAU